CAAAGGAAUCAAAUGGGGCUGUUGUCAAGGAAAGUGACGUGUAAUUCUCAUGGACAGGAUUCUUCUUACUUCCUGGGAUGGCAGGAAUAUGAGAAGAACCCUUACGAUGAGGUCAAGAAUCCUAAAGGAAUUAUUCAGAUGGGUCUUGCAGAGAAUCAGCUUUGCUUUGAUCUUCUUGAGUCUUGGUUGGCCAAAAACCCAGAGGCAGCUUGUUUCAAGAGAGAUGGGCAAUCCUUAUUCAAAGAGCUUGCUCUUUUCCAAGAUUAUCAUGGCUUACCCGCAUUCAAACAGGCAUUGGUUGAUUUCAUGGCUGAAAUAAGAGGAAACAAAGUAACUUUCGAUACGAACAACAUCGUCCUCACCGCCGGUGCUACGUCGGCGAAUGAAACGCUCAUGUUUUGCCUCGCUGAAAAAGGCGAAGCUUUUCUUCUCCCUACGCCAUACUACCCAGGAUUUGAUAGAGAUCUCAAGUGGAGAACUGGGGCUGAGAUUGUACCGAUUGUUUGUACCAGCUCCAAUGGCUUCCAAAUCACAGAAUCAGCACUUGAAGAAGCCUACCAAGAAGCACAAAGGAAGAACCUGAGGGUGAAAGGUUUGCUAGUCACCAACCCAUCUAAUCCGUUGGGGACGACGAUUAAAAGAAACGAAUUGGACCUACUGAUUAACUUCAUUACAGUCAAGGAAAUUCAUUUAAUCAGCGAUGAAAUUUACUCCGGCACAGUGUUUAGCUCGCCGGAAUUCAUAAGCAUCAUGGAAGUUUUGAAAGAUAGGAAGAUGGACAAGAGUCAAGAAUGGGAAAGAGUUCAUGUUGUUUAUAGCCUUUCAAAGGAUCUAGGCCUGCCUGGUUUUCGAGUUGGUGCAAUUUACUCCAACGAUCCCAUUGUUGUGGCCGCCGCCACAAAAAUGUCCAGCUUCGGCCUAGUUUCUUCACAAACUCAAUUCCUUCUCUCCGCCAUGUUAUCCGACAAGAAAUUCACCAAAGAAUACCUUUCGAAGAACCACAAGCGGCUCCGAAAGCGACGGAGCAAGCUGGUGUCCGGCCUGGAAAAAACCGGCAUCAGCUGCUUAGACAGCAAUGCCGGCUUGUUCUGCUGGGUCGACAUGAGACACCUCUUGAGCUCCGACACGUUCGAAGCAGAAAUGGAGCUCUGGAAACGAAUUGUUUACGAUGUUAAACUGAACAUCUCUCCUGGUUCAUCGUGUCAUUGCACUGAACCAGGCUGGUUCCAUGUCUGCUUCGCUAACAUGUCCGAAGAAACACUGAAACUCGCCAUGCAACGAUUGAAAUCCUUCGUUGCUUCCAUCACCAUUAACAAACAGAGCCAUCAAGAGUUGAUGAACACCAGAAGAAAGAACCGCACCAAUUGGGUUUUCCGGCUGUCGUUCCAGUCAUUCCAUGAUCGGGAGCAAGACGAACGAUAAGCCUGGUCAAAUUUACUUUUUUUUUCUUUUU
Hibiscus syriacus is the source of this 1453-nucleotide messenger RNA. Its product is annotated as 1-aminocyclopropane-1-carboxylate synthase 3-like. The transcript has 3 exons. NCBI's taxonomy places the organism in Eukaryota, Viridiplantae, Streptophyta, Magnoliopsida, Malvales, Malvaceae. The record is from RefSeq and is a predicted model, not a curated record. Gene Ontology annotation, biological process: amino acid metabolic process; biosynthetic process. Gene Ontology annotation, molecular function: 1-aminocyclopropane-1-carboxylate synthase activity; pyridoxal phosphate binding; transaminase activity. The coding region runs from base 13 to 1422 and encodes 469 amino acids.